Molecule: messenger RNA, 6180 nt
Organism: Dromaius novaehollandiae (emu)
Lineage: Eukaryota; Metazoa; Chordata; Aves; Casuariiformes; Dromaiidae
Product: tRNA (32-2'-O)-methyltransferase regulator THADA-like
Exons: 31
Coding region: 98-5788 (1896 amino acids)
Biological process (GO): tRNA methylation
Cellular component (GO): cytosol
Source: RefSeq, a predicted model, not a curated record
GGGCUGCUGAGUUUGCACAGAGCAUUUCUGGACUCUAUGACCGGCGGUGUGCAGGCGCCGGGCGCACAGGGCUGCCGUGCACAGCCUGGGCCCGGCCAUGGGGGCAGAGCAGGAGGCGCAGGCCUGUGCCGCUUUCUACGGGCCGGGCGGGCUGUGCCCGGCCGCGCUCGCCUGCGUGCAGAGCCUGCGGCGCUUCGCGGGGAGCUCGGCCAAGAGGAGCAGGGAGAGGAGCCUGGAGGAGGCUCUGCAGCUCUCGCGGGUGGCGAGCGAGGGGCUCGGGGCGCUGGGCGACGCGGCGGCACGGCCCCUGCUCCGCUGCGUCCUGGCUUUCCAGGCGGAGGCCACCGGCAGCUCCAGCUCCUUCCAGAAACUCGAGCAGAUGGUCACCACGCUGGCGGCGGGGCGGGAGGCGCUGCUCUCCCGGGAGGUGGCCGCGCUGCUGGACGGGCUGGCGGGGCGCGCGGAGGUGCUGUCUCCAGAGGACCUUCAGUCAGUGUGCAUGUUCGUGGAGGAGAGCGGCCCGGGACGGCUCCACUGGAGGCAGAACCUGGCACCGCUGCUGCAGCGCCUGGCUGCCACCUUGGCCUGGGUGCUGCAGAGCCCGCUGGCCAGCGCCGGCCCCUGGGGCUACGCGGCCGUCAAGGCCUGCCUCCAGCUCUUCCAGGCGCUGCCAAAGGACGUGGCCCCCCUGGUGUGGAGCGAGGCGGAGAGGAGCGAGACGCUGCAGAGCGUUUUGGGACUGCUGCUGCAGGUCGUCAUGGGCAAGCUGUGCCUUUGCCCCCCCUGCGUCCAGGCCCCGAACAAGGACACGCGCCUGCUGGCAGGCACUGCGCUGACCAUGCUGCUGAAUGCGGCCCCGCGGCCCGAGAGCGGCGCCGGCGCCGCACGGGCGCUCUUCCAGCUCGCCGAGCAAGGUGUGGGGGAGCUGAGGUUUGGGGAGCUGACGGUGGAGGCCACCUCCGUCCUGGAGCCAGACGGGCUGGAGAGGCUGGUGCUGACCAGAGGCUUGCUGACCUGCUGCAAGACGGCCAUCCUCAGCUGCCAGCUGGAGAGCUUCGCCCACCAGGCUUGCCUGCUGCUGGAUGUGCUCUUUCCCGCUGUGUGCGCCCUUAGCAAAGAGCAGAAGGACUGCCACUACUACUGCUUCCAAGUUUUCUCCCUCUGGCUGCAACGCCUCCAGGAAAGCCUGCCUGAGAUCUGGAGCUUGAAGGGGAGCCGCAUCCUGGCCGAGGACUCCGAUCUCCUCGGCCAGCUCACCCAGCUGGUGUGGAAUAACGCCGAGACCCCGGUGGAAGGGGUGUCCGAGUUUGUCCACAGCUCCUUUCGGCUGCUCCUGGAGAUCUACUGUCUCGAGUGCAGGCACUUCGAGGACCAGGACAGGCCUCUCUACAGGCAGAUGCUGCAGAGGGUCAUCUCAAUGCCGUGGCAAGUCAAAGCCAGAUACGUGCCUCUGUGUGCCCUCGUCCCCUACCUGGGCAGCAAGCAGGUCCUGGAUGCCUACCGGGACCUGCCGCAGCACCUCCUGAGCUGCCUCGCCACCAACCACCUGUGCCCGGCCGCCGCCGAGGCGUACAAGGCGCUGGCGCAGCAGCAGCGCGCCGAGUGGCUGGCGGGGCGCCCGGGCCCCGAGGAGGCGCUGGCCCAGCGCUGGGCGCUGCACUGGCUGCCGCUGCUCUCGCAGGCCCUCCGCUCGCCCGUGCCCAUCCUGCAGAGCAACGCCGCCAACCACCUCCUGCCCUGGACCCUGCGCCUCUUCCCGGCCUCCUACGCGCCGCUGGCCGCCCAGUUUGGCGGCCGGGACGCGGCGGCGCUGCGGGCGUGGGUGGCGCUGCUCAAAGCGCAGAAGAGCCUCACGGGGACGCUGGCGGCGGAGGGCGAGACGCGGGAGCGGCUGCGGCGCUGCCUGCACGCCGGCGAGGAGGCCGUGCGGCUGGCGGCGCUGGGGCUCCUCUGCUGCAGCCCCAGCAGCAGCCGGGCGCUCUCGGGCGCCGAGGCGCAGCUGCUGCGGGAGUUCCUGCCCCUCAACCUCAACGGCGACUCCUCGGCCUUUCGGCAGCUGCUGCAGGCGGCGGUGAAGAAGGCGCUGGCCCGGCUGCGGGACAGCUCGCUGGCCCGGCUGCGCGGGAGGGCGCCGAGGGGCGCUGAGCCGGGCGACGGAGCCGAGCCGGGCGACGGAGCGGGGCAGCUCGCCCAGGCGGUCGGCUUCGUGGAGUGGCUGCUGCAGCUCAGCGUCUCCUCGCUCACCCCGGGCUCCAACUACCAGAGGAAGAAGACGGCCCUGCUCCUCCUGGCUGCAAUCUUGGAGACCUGCACGGACACCUGGAGCCCCGAGCGGAAGAAGGGGCAGCCUCCGCAGACCAUGGCCGCGCUGCUGAGCUACGCCAGGCACCGCGGCUGCUGGGACUUCUUCUCGCAGCCCAAUCUGCUGGCGCUGCUGAGCUGCUUGCAGGACAGCACCAACGAGAUCAGGGAUUUGGCCUCGGAGCUGCUCGUCCGCUACUUCCCAGCGCCGCUGCCCGAGCCCGUGGUCCUGGCUCUGUUCCAGCUCGCCCAGGAAGCCCUGAGCAGCCCCCGAGUGCAGGAGGCUGAAGCCGGAGCCGUGCUGAUGAAGACGAUCCUGCAGAAGUCAGACAGCAGCACCAUGAGCAGCCUGUCCCUGGAGGACGGAGCAGCCCCGACGCUGCAGCCCCCAGGGCUGCGCUUCGCUCAGCACCUUCUCGGCGUGCUGCAGGCUCAGUACGCUGCGGCGCGCCAGGACCUGCUGCAGGCAGCAGCCACGAAGCCGAUGCACGGAGCGAUCGCAGCCCUGCGCAGGUGCCUGCUGCAGGUGCCCGAGGUGGCCGCCUCCAUGCGAGCGGCCGAGCGGGCGCAGAGCUGGCAGGAGCUCCUCACCAGCCUCGUGGCCACGGCGAGGGACAUCACCUCCUUCCUCCUGGGUGCCCUGCAGAGCGGGCAGGGCCCUGGUGCUGACCAGCCAGCCGCUGCCCCGUCGUUUGCAGACAUGGGGAACGCGAUCGGCUCCCUCAUCAUGCUGGGGAAAGGCCAGGGGCAGCAGGAGGACGACUCGGUGCUGCUGUCGGAGGAGCACAGCCUGAUCCUGACCUGCUGCUGGGUGUCGGUGAAGGAAAUCGGGCUGCUCUUGGGAGGCCUGGCGGAGCUGCUGCUGUCCCCAGCACACGCCGCAUCCGCGCCCCUGCUGCCGCUCGCCAGCCUGCAGACAGCAGCCAAGGUCUUCCAGGAAAUCCUGCUGCGGUGCCGGCACUGGGGCGCCGUGGAGGGCUGCAGCGCCGGCUUCACCAAGUUCUGCGCCGCCUUGCUGGGCCACGCCGACGCGGAGCUGCAGGCCAUCCCCCGCGCCAUGCUGGACCAGGGGCUGGAGGCGCUGAGCGGGCCCCGGAGCAGCUCCAUAACGCGCCGCGCCGCCGGCCUCCCCAUGCUCUUCCUCUGCAUCGUCAGCGGGGAGCCCCCGGCCCAGGCCCGGCCGCUCCUGGCCCGCUGCGUCCGGACCCUCCUGGCCUUGGCCGCCACCGCCCUGCCGCGGGACUGGGACCAGACCCUCGACCUCCCGCAGGUGUGCGCCCUGCACGUGCUGCAGACGCUGGUGCGCGGCGCCGGGCUGGGGAGCGCGCUGCUGCCCCACGCGGCGCCCACCAUGGCGCUGGCGCUGCGGGGCCUGGGCUCGCCGAGCUGGGCCAUGAGGAACGCCGCCACGCAGCUCUUCAGCGCCCUCACGGCCCGGCUGCUGGGCCAGAAGCGGAGCGGCGCCGAGGGCCGCCCCGGGGACGGCGUGAGCCUGCAGGCCUUCCUCGGGCAGCACCCCCAGCUGGGCGCCCUGCUGCUGGGCGAGCUGGGGGCGGCCGCCCAGCCGGGGGGGCCACCGCUGCGCCCCACGCUGCAGCCCGUCCUCGCCCUCCUGGCCCGGCUCCAGCCCGGCGCCGACGACGCCGGCAGCGCCUCCGCUCCCUUCCUGGGGCCGCUGCUGCGGCUGGCGGGCAGCCCCCUGUACGCCGUGCGCGCCAUGGCCGCCGCGGCCCUGGUGCCCCUGGUGCCGCCGCCGCGGUGCCGCCGCCUGCUGCUGCAGCUGGCCCGCGGGCUGCCCGGGCCCGGCCACGUGCGCUCGCACAACGCCCUGCACGGGCGCCUGCUCCAGAUGCGGGCGCUGCUGGCCCCCGCCGCCGACGGGUUGGCGGCAGAGGCGCUGCGCCCCGUGGCGCGGCGGCUGGAGGCCCGGGCCUGGCUGCUCACCCCCGCCCAGCGCUGCCCGCUCGUCCGCGCCGCCUUCCUCCAGGCGCUCGCCCUCCUCACCGCUUCCUGCAGCCCCGGCUUCGCCGCGCGCCUCCGCGACGAGCUCGCCGCCGAGCUGCGGGGCCAUGAGCCGGGGCGAGAGCCGAGCUCCGCCGCGCUCCAGGUGGGCUCCGCCGUCCUCCACCAAACCAUCGCCCGUUUCCUGUGCGACGAGGCCGCCCGGCUGGCGGACGAGGAGGGAAUCGGCACCGUUUGCUCGCUCCUCCAGGAGCCCAAUACCGACGUCCAGUUUGCCAUCCUGAGCUGGGUGAUCAAAGGGGAGGGAGGAAAGUGCGAGGCGUUGGAGAAGGCUCUCCGGCUAACACUGCUGGAGAACUUACAGUCAGUGCUGCAAGACAGAAGGAACAAAGAGUUCCUGAAAUUAUACCUUGAAGCUUUGAUGCAUCUUUACAGAAAUCCCAUGCCUUGGUCCCAGGAUGCUUCCUGUAAGCUCCAGGGUUCCUCAUCAGCAUGUGUGGAAAUCCUGCUCCUCAUGAUGGAAACUGAGCACCCUGGCCCGGACCUCCUCUUCCAGGCCCUGUGUGCCACCAGCCUGCUCCUCGCCCUCGGGUCUGGGGAUGAAGCCCAGCCGCUGGCUGAGCGAUGGUGCGCGAUGCUGGAGAAGUGCAGCAAGUGCGUCUCUUCGGAGGUGCUGAGACUGGCGGCAGCAAGGUCUCUCCAGCUGGCCGGCGUGGACGUGGUGCAGCGCUGCCGGGGAGCCGCCUGCCCCUCUCUCGUCCCCGUGGCCCUGCGGCUGAUAAAUGUGGGCAUCCACCUCCUGCAAGACGAGGAGCAGGAAGUCCGGCAUGAGGCCUCCAACUUUGCCAGCCUGGUGCGCCAGGUCCCGGGAGAGCAGGUCCAAGACGGCUGGGUCUUUGUGCAGGCCAACACGGGGCUCCUGGGCCUCCUGCAGCUCCUCCUGGAAAACUUUGGGGAUCACCCGGAGACCUUUGGCUCGUUGCUGCAGCACCUACCCCUCCUGGAUCUCAGGGGCAUCUUGGAAGAGCUGGAAGCCAACAAAGCCAGCAGCCUGUAUAAGGAGGACGAACCCAAUGUUUUUGCGGAGCCGGCUGUCCUCUCGCAGCUGCUGCUCCCCUUUCUGCUGCAGCUCCUCGAGAAGGCGUCCAUCUCCAGCCCGCUCCGCGAGUCGGCUCUCCGCUGGCUGGAGGCCACGGGCCCCAGCAUCCUACGUGACCUGCAGUACUGCAAACGCCGGUGGAGCCAAGAGGCCGCUGGACCCUGGUGGAUGAAGGCGCUGGGCUGUGCCAAGCUGCACACGGCCGUAGCCAUGCUGCUGGUCAGGGCCAGGCUCCUGGCCCGCGCGCUGGAAGUCGUGCACGGGAGUGACGCGGCCGCCCCGGGGCUGGGCUGUGAUGCCCGCGAGCUGCGGCAGGAGCUUGUGCUGGUGCAGGGGCUGCUGGCUCGGCACGGGCUGGCGCUGGCCCCGGCACUCGGCUGGGGCGACGGGCCAAGGGAGCCGGGCCCUCCGUCCGGGGCUGCCUGACGGAUGCUCUGCUCUCCAGCGGCCAGACAGACCUGCUGCUCCGGUGCGCGACUCAGGGGACCCCCGUUCGCCCCGUGGCAAGUGGCCACUUCGCCCUGUUACUGGGCAUUGCACGCUGCACCAGGGCGGCACACGUACCUGCCCGCCACGCGCUGCCCGCGCCACAGCGGCAGCCACCCGCCCUCCGUUCUUCGGCUCCUGUGGCUCUGUCGCAGCCCUCCGUCCUGAUGCACGCUGGUACAGGGUGCCUCGGCCCCCGCUCCUGCUCUGCUCUUUGCAGACUUUGUGGCUCCUGUUGGACUUUUGCCACUGUUUUUUAACCAGUUUUAGGUCAUUUUGUGAACACGCUGUGGCCAGAUGGGCUUUUAUCCUAAAUAAAGAGGCCAAGAACA